Messenger RNA from Micropterus dolomieu (smallmouth bass), 1520 nucleotides. It is a transcript of the gene cldn10a, whose product is annotated as claudin 10a. Gene Ontology annotation, cellular component: plasma membrane; bicellular tight junction. Gene Ontology annotation, biological process: bicellular tight junction assembly; cell adhesion. NCBI's taxonomy places the organism in Eukaryota, Metazoa, Chordata, Actinopteri, Centrarchiformes, Centrarchidae. The coding region runs from base 742 to 1440 and encodes 232 amino acids. The transcript has 6 exons. Gene Ontology annotation, molecular function: structural molecule activity. The record is from RefSeq and is a predicted model, not a curated record.
UCUAAUUUUAAUAAUGGGAUGUGGUACGGUAAGAAGAUUUUGAAGGCCUCUCUUACCUGUGCAGAUCCUGUCCCAGCCUCUCCGACCUGUCCUCCGCGAGCACGUCGUACAGGUCCUCUUCCUCCAGCCUGCGUUUGUAUCCAACGCGGAACAAAGGAUUGAGCCACCUGAUGGAAGAACAAUCAGGAGGAGAAGAGAUUUGACAGAAAGAGGGAGAUGAACCACAGUGUACAAAUGAAUGACCAUCACUUAUACGUGUAGGAGUGCUACAACCAAAAUCAAACGCACUUGCAUCCAUGAACAUUUGUCAGACAUAUUAAUGUGAGCAAAAUGAUCCAUUGUGUUGCAAACAGCAAUGACAGUCUUCUCAGAGCGGACACACACAUGUGCAACUUUCACUUUGGACUUGACCAAUCAAACCAAAUGAUUCAACAGGAAACUACCAGCAUAAACAUGCAGAGGAUGAUAUCCCCUUGCAGACCCUAUGCACUCUGUGUGGAGUGAUGACUACUGUGUGCACCCCAGCACCCUCCCCCCACACCGCAUAAACACAACAUACAACCACUGAUUGUGUGUCAGCGAUGCACUUAAAAGUAUUGGUUCCAAGGCGGAGAUGCUUGACUGUGCAGGUGAAGGAGAAGCAAAAUUCUAGCUGACGCACCUGUCCUGGACCGACCCUCCCACCGUUGAGGGAAAGAUCUCUUUCCUGUCCCCACUCCGGACCUCCAAGCCACAGGAAAAAUGGGCAACAUGGCAACAGAGAUUGUUGCCUUUCUCCUGACCAUCUCCGGGUGGAUCCUGGUAUCGUCCACCCUGCCUACAGACUACUGGAAGGUGUCCUCUGUGGACGGGACAGUCAUCACCACAGCUACCUUCUGGUCCAACCUAUGGAAAACAUGUGUGACUGAUUCCACCGGUGUGUCCAACUGCAAGGACUUUCCUUCAAUGUUGGCUCUGGAUGCUUAUAUCCAGGUGUGUCGGGGUCUGAUGAUUGCCGCUGUAUGUCUGGGUUUCUUUGGUGCAAUCCUCGCUUUGGUAGGAAUGAAGUGCACGAAAAUAGGAGGCUCUGAGACCACCAAGGCCCGUCUGACCGUCCUUUCGGGCUUCCACUUCAUUCUCAGCGGCCUCAGCUGCAUGACUGCAUGCUCCAUAUAUGCUCACAGGAUCACAACUGACUUCUUUGACCCCCUCUUUGUUGCCCAGAAGUUUGAGCUGGGAGCAGCUCUGUUCAUUGGUUGGGCUGGAUCUGUGCUGUGUACGCUCGGAGGACUUAUCUUCUGUUUCUCCCUGUCUGAAGGCUUCAGUAUCAGAGCUGAAUACUCCUACAAUAGAGCUGCAUCAUUUGUGACACCACGCAACAAGCACAGCAAGACAGUAAACAGCCUCCACAAGGAACCAGGGGAGCCAUCGAGGCAGUUUGGAAGAAAUGCAUAUGUGUGAAAUUUGAUUCUAUCUUGUUUUUAUAUGAGUUGAUUGUAGAAUUUAUCAUUUGUGGUCACCAAACAAUUUCACCAGUGAAA